AUUUGUUUUACAGUUCCUUGCUGUAGAUAGAUUGAAAAUUGAAGUUCGCCAUCAAUACUUAAAGUCUAUAGGCUCGGGAUUUGCAUUUGGCGUAACCUUAUAGAUUUUUUUUAAACAAAUGCUCGUGUAUACUACCUUUAUUUGAUUGACUACCUCGUUCCACAUCAGUUUUAUUGUGUCAAUAUUUUCACCAUUUAGAAGUCUCCCACUCUGAAACACAUAAAUGUUUAGUCGCGUACCUUUAGCUGAUGAUUUUAACCAUCUCGCGCUUUGUGCUCGUGCAACUUUAUCUCACCAGGCUGAAAAAAAGAUUCACUCAAUUCUGAAUUGUGGACAACUUUCAUUCAGGAGUAAUUUAGGUAACUCUAAGGAUGAAAUUAUGCAUAUACAGCAGAUUGUUACCAGUAAUAAUGGCAACAUUAAUCCUAGUAUAAUACCUACUAAUAGUGGAAAUAAUACCAUUACUGCUACUACUACUACUUCCAACAAUAAUGUCCAAUCAAAUCGAUGUGUAACUGUACGUCAUUCAACUAAUUCUAAUGAACGUGUAAAACGUCAUCAUUGUACAGAUUGUUCAAAAUCAUUUCAUCGUGCCAGUGAUCUAGUUAAACAUCGUCGUACCCAUACAGGCGAAAAACCAUUUGCUUGUAUGCAAUGUGGUCGAGCGUUUGCCGAUUCAAGUAGUUUAUCUGCGCAUAAACGAAUACACACUGGAGAACGUCCAUACCAUUGUUGUGAUUGUGGCAAAAGUUUUUCCGUAUCAAGUAGUCUGGUAAAACAUAGACGAAUACAUACCGGUGAAAGACCGUAUCGUUGUGAAUUUUGCGGCAGAUCAUUUUCCGAUAACAGUAGUUAUAGCGCACAUAAAAAACGUAGUCAGCGGUGUACACCUAUUACCAGUAAUAAUAACAACAAUACAUUUAGUCUUGUUGGUAAUGUAGGAGAUUGUGAAAAAACAAAGUGUGAGGGUUGUGCUUUUCUCGAUCCACAUACACAAGCAGUUAUACAUCCUGCAGCGGCGGCAGCAGCUGCCGCUGUAUCUGUUGAACACUUUUUAACGAAUUCAAAUAUUGGUAUGUCUAAAAUAAAUGGUGGUGAAUUUUGUCCAACUUCUUUAAAUUUAACAUUUCCUAAUCCACCAAAUACAAAUACUAUGCCAGCUACAGCAUUAACAUGAAUUACAUUAAAAAUUGUUGCAUUUGACAUAAUAAUGUAUAAAUAUGAUUUUAGUAGUACAUAUAUAAUGUUUACUUUUACCUUACUGAACCUAUUAGAAAUGGACACUUUUAAUUCACUACGACAAUCAUCUGUGUUUUAAAUUUCCAGUAAUAUCAACAUAUAAGUAUUACCAGAACUAAUACAUUUGCUCAUUUUUUCGCGAUACACUCAUUUCAUUUUUCGUAAUUUACUCAUCCUUUCAAACUGUGUCCACAUGUUUUUGCUCUUUGUGGGAAAUUAUAAAAAAAAAUUAUUGUGUGAGUGAUGAAUAUGUUGUUUGAACCUAAAUAUACUACUUACAAAUAAGCAUGUGUAUUUGCAAGUUGGUUUUCAUGUCACUUUCAUUGUUUAUUAGAAUAUUAUUGCAGUUUUUCUUUGUUACGAUUGUAUAUCACCAAACAUUAUUCUGGUGUGUAUACAUCCUGUUGUGUUUCUGAUUUUUGAUUUCUACAAGUUCUUAUGCAUAAAUAUUUAUAUGUUGCAUAAGUAUUAUUUCAAAUAUCACUUAUUGUUUUAUCAGUUAA
This is a messenger RNA of Schistosoma intercalatum, 1742 nucleotides long. The record is from the annotation of a GenBank genome assembly. Lineage: Eukaryota; Metazoa; Platyhelminthes; Trematoda; Strigeidida; Schistosomatidae.